AUGUCAUUAUACGGUGAUUUACCUCCGCCUACGCAUUCGGAAUCAAAUGCAGAUGAGGAAACUCAACAACCUUCCACCAGUUCGGAGACUCAAACCACGAGUUCGAAAACGUCAAAAUCUGCUCUUCCAGUUGGUUGGACUCCAGGAACAUUACGUUUUAUGCCUACAAUUCAAAGAAAGCCAAUUAUUCAAGCAAAACCGAAGCUUAUUCCACGAAUACCUGCUUCGAUAUCCCCCAACAAAAAUUAUAUUUCGAAUUCUCCAAACCUAAGUACCGCGGUAUCAUCUCCUCCACAACCAUUUCCUAGUGAAAGUGGACCGAUUGUACAAACCUCUACUUCUACUACCACAACCUCUCCAAAACCAUCGAUGGCUUCAGAAGAAUUAAAUGAAUUUAAACCUUUGUAUAGUAGUCAAAGAAUUCGAAUUAAAAGACAAGCACCUUUAUCAUAUGAUGAUGAUUAUGACCCAACACGUCCUAAUGAUUAUGAGGAAUUUAAAGAGUUUGAAAAGAAACGUCGUGAAAAAGAAGCAAUUAUGCGUCAAGAAGAAAUGAGACCAAGGUCGAUGAGAUCAUAUCCACCACCACCUUUAUAUUCAGAAUUAUCACCAUCAUCAUCUAAAGCAAGUGAAGCAUCAGCAGAUGUACCAACUGCGCGUUCACCACCAGUAAAAUUGGAUUUAGAAAUUUCUGGUGAAGAAGCAUUUUUACGGAGAGCACGUUUAAGCAAUCGUGCUGUUAAUGAGACAACUCCAAAGUCUCCGGAAAUUAAAGCCACAACUAUUUCGAGUUCUUCUGGGGAAGAUUUUGCGCAUCGCAUGCUUACUAAAUAUGGUUGGCAAGAGGGGCAAGGAUUAGGAAAGAAUGAACAAGGUAUCAAUGAACCAUUAACCGUUCAGAAAACAGAUAAACGUUCAGGAUAUAUCGUCAAUACAUCAAGCACUCAUACAGCUAAAACGGAACAACCACCAUCUAAAUUAAUUCCAAAUUACGAAGUUCCAUCGAAAGUGAUUAUGUUAACAAAUAUGGUCGGACCUGGUGAAGUUGAUGAUACUCUUCAAGAAGAAACAGCGGAUGAAUGUAAAGAAAAGUAUGGAGCAGUGGAAAUAAGGAUUUUCGUGAAAUUUGUGGAUCAAAUUGCGGCAAUAAAAGCAAAAAAAGAUCUUAAUGGUCGAUUCUUUGGAGGUCGUGCUGUUUCGGCAAGAUUUUUUGAUGAAGUAAGAUAUGAAAAAUUAGAUUUGGCACCUUCUGCCGUGGAGUUACAGAUGGGCAAGCCAAAAGAAUCUUGA
Molecule: messenger RNA, 1290 nt
Organism: Diversispora eburnea
Lineage: Eukaryota; Fungi; Glomeromycota; Glomeromycetes; Diversisporales; Diversisporaceae
Source: the annotation of a GenBank genome assembly